GAAUUAAUGGCACCUCAUCUCUAACAGCCAGCAGGAGCAUCUCGUGUGAAGACUGAAUUCUCUGCACACCGUGGAGUCUCUGGACGACCUCACUGCAUCCAGUUUGACUCCAGCAUCUGUCCAGUGCAGUGCUGUGGCUUCUGUUUCAAUCCAGUGCAAGGCAGUGGCAUUACUCCAGUGUGAUAGCAGUGAAGAACAUUUCCAGGCUGAACCACAUCAGCAUUGAGGCAUUUUCUAGGUUUGCGUUUUGUUCUCAUUGCAGUUUAUUUCCAUGUCUUUUUGCUGCCUGUAUUCUGUGACUUUACCUUGGGGCUUUUGUGUGCCCCUACCGCCCCAUGAAUGCACGGUUGCAUUCUUACUCUAGCUGGUACCACUGCUCUCCACCAUAAGGAGGACGCAGGACAAGCUUUGAAGGGCUUCUAGGCAUCGCCUCUUGCACUGUGCAUGGUGCUUUAUUUAACCUGUUUUUCUGUUCUUGACUUUGAAACCUUCAUCGACUGGGUUCUAUUAUCACAAAGUCCACUGACAACAUGGAGAAGCUGUGCUGGAACUGGUGGUGGACCUUUGGAGUUGUUUUGCUGCUUCACUGGGCAGCGGGAGACACAGGCAGCAAAGCCAAAAGCUGUUCAGAGGUGAAGCAGGUGUACAGUUCCAAGGGCUUUGGUUUGAGUGGAGUGCCCCAGUCGGAGAUUUCAGGAGAGCACCUUAGGAUCUGUCCUCAAGGCUAUACCUGCUGCACCUCAGAGAUGGAGGAGAACUUUGCCAACACAAGCAAACUAGAGUUGGAAGCAAGGCUAAAAGAAUCCAGUCUGUCUAUUCAGGGAUUAUUCGUUGCACAGCACAGAACCUUUGACCUUUACUUCCAGAACCUGUUGAAUAAAUCAGAGCAGAUUCUUCAGGAAACAUUUCCAAAUAUGUAUGGGGACCUUUAUAACAAGAAUGAAAGAAGAUUCAAAGACUUAUACACUGAACUGCGCCGGUAUUACCGCGGCUCUGGAAUCAGUCUGGAAGAGUCAUUGCAUGAUUUCUGGAGCCACUUGCUGGAGAUCUUAUUCAAGGCACAGAACGUGCAGGUUUCUUUCACAGAAGAGCCUGAGGACUGCUUGAAGUUGUUUGGGGACAUCCCGCGUGAAAUGAAGCUGAAAGUGACCCGGGCGUUUAUUGCGGCCAGAUCCUUUGUGCAAGGAUUGAGUGCUGCUGCUGAUAUUGUCAGGAAGGUUUCUCAGGUUCCUAUGAGCCAGGAAUGUACGCGUGCCCUGCUGAAACUUCAGUAUUGCCCACACUGCCGGGGCCUGUCCAGCACAAAGCCAUGCGUCAACUAUUGCUGGAACGUUAUAUGUGGGUGUUUGGCCAAUCAGGCUGACCUGGAUUCUGAGUGGAAAAAUCUUAUUGACUCCCUCAUGUUGGUGGCAGAUAAGUUUAGGGGUGCAUCGAACGUGGUCAACAUCAUGGGGUCGAUCCACAUAAAGAUCUCAGAAGCAAUAACUUACAUGCAGAAAAACCAAGAUGAUGUAGCAGACCAGGUUUUGGCUAGCUGCGGCGUAAAGAACCGUAAAGGUCUUAAAGCCGACGAGAUAAAGAGAAAAGUGAAGGUUCCUCAGGAAGAUAAAACUGCUGUUGUGUCCGCAGAGAACUUGGUCUCGGAGGUUAAAGUAAUGUUGAACGACAUCCAAGAUUUUUGGGUUUCUCUUCCAAAUAUAUUCUGCAAUGAAAAGGUUACCGCAGGCCCAACUAAUGAAGACAAGUGCUGGAAUGGAAAUACUAAGGGAAGGUAUAUGCCUGAGCGUAUGGGCAGCGGACUCGCUAAUCAAAUUAAUAACCCUGAGGUCGAUGUUGACAUUACGAAGCCUGAUGUGAACAUCCGUCAGCAUAUUAUGCAGCUGAAGAUUAUGACAAACCGCCUGCGGAAUGCAUACAAUGGGAAUGAUGUUGACUUUCAAGACGCCAGUGACGAUGCGAGCGGUUCCGGAAGCGGCGAUGGCUGCAGUGAUGAUACCUGUGAAAAAAAGACUUACAGGGAUUCUACCAUGGUACAGCAGCCACCGAUACACGUAAUCCCAAAUAAGCAAGGAAACGAUGUGUCUGGCAAAGGCUCCAUUCUUUAUUCAUGGGACUUUUUACUGCUUCUCCUGGCUCUGCUGGUGGCUAGGUGGUAACGCGCAGACUGUUAUAAUAAAGGGAAUGCCAUUUCUUUUUUUUGCUCACAAUAAACUUGAUCUCCUCAUAAUUUGGAAGCAGGUAUGGGAAGUGCUGGUAUGGGACACCUUAACACUGUGCUCUUCCAUAGGCUCACACUGCCUCUGUACCUCUAGGAUGUUUUUGUAAGUGUGUGUAUUUUAUUUUGCAAUACAGUUAAACCAUGAAUGGCUGUUUUGGUUUUCCUCCUUGGUUGACAGGACACAAUAUUUAUAAGUGAUGUAAAUUUCACUAAUAUUGCGUCAUUUUUUUAUGAUUAAAUACCUAAAAUAAAAUUAAAAAAAAUAUUUAUUAGUUUAAAAGAGAUAAAAUUCUAUCCAUUUGCGGAAAAGCAAUUUAUGCAAUUUCUUUUACUUUCUUUAUAAAAUAUUGACUUGUAUUAUUUCUG
Messenger RNA from Spea bombifrons (plains spadefoot toad), 2584 nucleotides. It is a transcript of the gene GPC1, whose product is annotated as glypican 1. Gene Ontology annotation, molecular function: fibroblast growth factor binding. The record is from RefSeq and is a predicted model, not a curated record. Gene Ontology annotation, biological process: negative regulation of fibroblast growth factor receptor signaling pathway; regulation of protein localization to membrane; cell migration. Gene Ontology annotation, cellular component: plasma membrane; cell surface; synapse. NCBI's taxonomy places the organism in Eukaryota, Metazoa, Chordata, Amphibia, Anura, Pelobatidae. Bases 531 to 2156 code for a protein of 541 amino acids. The transcript has 9 exons.